AUGGGGCCGCUAGGCCUCUCGCGCGCCGGGCUGUGGCUGAGUCGAGCCAUGAGCCGCUGCGUUUUGGAACCCCGGCCGGCGGGGAAGCGGUGGCUGGUGGCAGGCCUGGGAAAUCCUGGACUGCCUGGCACGCGGCACAGCGUGGGCAUGGCGGUGCUGGGGCAGCUGGCGCGGCGGCUGGGGGUGGCGGAGAGCUGGGCACGCGACCGGCGCUGUGCCGCGGACCUCGCCCUGGCCUCACUCGGAGAUGCCCAGCUGGUCCUGCUCCGGCCACGGAGGCUCAUGAACCUCAACGGGCACAGUGUGGCCCAGGCGGCGGAGCUGUUCGGACUGACUGCUGAGGAAGUUUACCUGGUACACGAUGAGCUGGACAAGCCGCUGGGGAAAGUGGCUCUGAAGUUGGGAGGAAGCGCCAGGGGCCACAAUGGAGUCCGUUCCUGUAUGAGCUGCCUCAACUCCAGUGCAAUGCCACGGCUGCGGGUGGGCAUCGGGCGGCCGACCCACCAGGAUGCAGUGCAGGCCUACGUUCUGGGCCGCUUCUCCCCUGCUGAGCAGGAGCUGCUGCCUCCAGUGCUGGAGCGUGCCACGGACCUGCUCCUGGACCACAUCCGCCAGCGGAGCCAGGGGUCUUCGUCAAGCCCCUGA
Rangifer tarandus platyrhynchus (Svalbard reindeer) is the source of this 645-nucleotide messenger RNA. The record is from the annotation of a GenBank genome assembly. NCBI's taxonomy places the organism in Eukaryota, Metazoa, Chordata, Mammalia, Artiodactyla, Cervidae.